This is a messenger RNA of Adelges cooleyi (spruce gall adelgid), 1113 nucleotides long. RefSeq lists its product as uncharacterized. The transcript is spliced from 14 exons. Bases 128 to 940 code for a protein of 270 amino acids. The record is from RefSeq and is a predicted model, not a curated record. Lineage: Eukaryota; Metazoa; Arthropoda; Insecta; Hemiptera; Adelgidae.
CACAUUUCCAAACGCCGUUUACAGUAAAAGCCCAUACAUAAGUCGCAAGCAGUACACUUAGUUUCAAAAUCUGAACCAGUCGACUGUUGUCCAAGAAUCUCUUACCAACUCCACAAUUAAAAUAAUAAUGAAACUCUUCACUUUAUUGAUAACUUUUCUAUUCCUUGCGGGUGUUUUGGCAGAUGAUGAGUCGGUUUAUAUGGAUAAUGUUUACACUUCAACCGAAGUCAUCAAAGCUAUUUAUUCUAUGAGGAAUGUAAGUAAUCAAUUACAUCGUACAAUAUCUCGAGAGGGUUUGGAGUAUAUUAUUGAGUCAAUGGUUGAUGAUGUCGAUAAUAGAUUAACAUUCAAGAAUUUCCCGAAAAUUUGUUUUUUGAUCGCUGUACCGGACCACAAGGAUAUUUUAUCUAAUGUACCGGUUUUGCUUCCAGUUCCAAACCGACCAGGAAAUUACGAUUUGGUUGUAGGCCCAACGCAAAAAGCCAAUGUAUUUCUCGAUUUAAUGAUACGGUUCAUAGGUGCAGAACUAAUAGGAUAUAGACUACAAAUGACUUAUACCACUGAUCGUGGAACAUUGCAAGACAUUGCAAACGAGAGAAGAGAAUUUGCUGCUACAGCUUUAACACGUUUAAUCAGACGUCGUUUAUUAGGUGAACAGGUUGUAGAUGAUGAGGCCUCUUUGUUACCGAAGUGUCGUUUGUUAGGAAUAUAUCUUAGUACACAAUCACCAGAUACAUACAUAAAAAAAGUUGAGAUUGAGUCAACUAGCCUUACUUGUAUCUUUACGGAUAAAAGUAAUACUAAAAGGAGCUACAGGAAAAUUGAUGGCACAUGGUCACAAAUAGGCUUAAAUGACCAAGCAGGAGAAUCACUCGAAGCACAGUUACAACGGGGACAUCCACGAGUUCCACCCACACCCGACUAUGUUAUUACGUUAUAAAAUAAUAUUUUUAUUUUCCUUAUCAUUGUCACUUUUUCAUUAUAAUAUCUAAAAUAUAUACAUAUAAUUAAGAUGACGGGAAAAAAACAGUUGGUGGAUUUUUUCAAUAACGUAUUCCAAAAGAUACAUUUUUAAGUACAUAAUACCGUAUGCCUAUUUUUAUUUUACGCUAU